Alosa sapidissima (American shad) is the source of this 5406-nucleotide messenger RNA. It is a transcript of the gene mapta, whose product is annotated as microtubule-associated protein tau a. Gene Ontology annotation, biological process: microtubule cytoskeleton organization; neuron projection development. The coding region runs from base 160 to 2250 and encodes 696 amino acids. Gene Ontology annotation, molecular function: microtubule binding. The record is from RefSeq and is a predicted model, not a curated record. Gene Ontology annotation, cellular component: neuron projection. Lineage: Eukaryota; Metazoa; Chordata; Actinopteri; Clupeiformes; Clupeidae. The transcript has 20 exons.
GGGUGAGAGUGGCGGAAAAGGGACGUCUGUUCUUUAAUGUGAAUGAUUGUUGAUUUAGGUGCUACAUGGUGCCUGGGAAAGCAAGAGGUGAAACUUAUGUAAUCUUUUGUGGAUCUGAUUACCUUGAAUAAGAUUGGAAUAGCCUUUAGUGGAAUUGCUAUGGACCAGCAGCACCAGGACUUCCUGAGUUCUUCACCGAACAGCCACGGGCUUCACUACAACUCCUCGGAUACCAUGGCGACUUCCCUCUCCGGUAUGACCAUCAAUGACCAUCACCAUGGCAACCAGUUCCAUAAGGAGAACGGCGUUGCAGUGGGGCACAUGGGACCAGGAGAUUGUCCAAUGAAAGUGGAGGCUGAGGAGUCCGAGCCUUUGCCAGAGGAGAGAAAGGAUGGGACUGUGUCCAUCUCUAAGCUGAAGGAGACUCAGAGCGCCCCCUCUGGUCAGGAGGUGUCCACUGCAGAUGACCCAACAGCAACAGCAGAAGGGUUACAGGAUGAGCUAGCCUCACCAUCGGAGGUCAUGGAGGCUCAGAGCGCCCACUCUAGAGUAGAGGGGGACCUCGCAGAGUGUCUAGAGCAAGCAGCGGAAGAGACAGAGUGUGGGCUAGCCUCCCCAUCUGCCAUCGCUGAGACUGAGAGCGCCCUCUCUGUUGAGGAGGGGCAACUAGCAGACGACCCAACAGCAACAGCAGAAGGGUUACAGGAUGAGCUAGCCUCACCAUCGGAGGUCAUGGAGGCUCAGAGCGCCCACUCUAGAGUAGAGGGGGACCUCGCAGAGUGUCUAGAGCAAGCAGCGGAAGAGACAGAGUGUGGGCUAGCCUCCCCAUCUGCCAUCGCUGAGACUAAGAGCGCCCUCUCUGUUGAGGAGGGGCAACUAGUGGAAUGCCUGGAACCUGCAGCAGAGGAAGCUGAUGAUGGUCAAUUGUCUGUGUCUGAGCACUCUGAAGCUGACAUCGCCCCCUCUGGUGAGGGGGAGGAGUGUGCAAGUGGAGGAAACAUGGCUUCUCCAACAGCACAACCCAAGGCUGACAUUGAUGCUGACAAGCGGACCACCCGAACAGCCCUUUCCAAAGCUAGACCCUCCUCCCUAAAAAGGCCCACCGCAGUCCCCCCGUCCCUCAGAAGGAAAGCCCCAACCCCCCCUUCUAGCAGGUGCCCCCCAGCCCCCUCCAAGCCCCCCAUCUCUGGGCCCAGAGAGAGCCAGCUCAGGGCUCCAGGUGCAAGACCUCAUGCUGCAGGCACUAAGAUCCCAGCCAUGACACCAACUCAGUCGGUCAAUGGCAAAGCUGCUGCUGCCAAGAAUGGCAAAGUCUCCCCCAAGGCCACCGAUGCGAGUGGGGGCAACAGCCCUGGCACCCCCAAAUCCCCCGCCAGCAAAUCGCUGGGUACCAAGUCCCCCGCCACCGGCAAGGAGAUUAAGAAGGUGGCCGUGAUCCGCUCCACGCCCAAAUCCCCCGGGUCGCUCAAGGGCCGCUCACCAGCCCCGCUGGCCGCCGCCGCCCCACUGCCUGACCUCAAGGGGGUCAAGUCCAAGAUCGGCUCCACGGCCAACCUCAAGCACCAGCCAGGCGGAGGACAGGUCCAAAUUCUGGAUAAGAAGAUGGACUUGAGCAGUGUCCAGUCUAAAUGUGGAUCCAAAGCCAAUCUGAAAUAUCAGCCAGGAGGUGGAAAUAUCCAAAUUCUCGAUCAGAAGGUGGACUUCAGCAACGUCCAGUCCAGGUGUGGAUCGAAGGCCAACCUCAAGCAUACUCCAGGAGGUGGCAGAGUGCAAAUUCUUGAGAAGAAGAUGGACUUCAGUAAUGUUCAGUCUAAGUGCGGCUCCAAAGGCAAUAUCAAACAUGUACCGGGAGGUGGCAAUGUUCAAAUUGUUGAUCAGAAGUUGGACUUAAGUAGUGUCCAGUCUAGGUGUGGAUCCAAAGACAAUAUGAAACAUGUGCCAGGAGGUGGAAAUGUUCAGAUUGUCCACAAGAAGAUUGAUCUGACCAACGUGCAGUCGAAGUGCGGCUCUAAAGACAACAUCCACCACAAGCCAGGAGGUGGAGGGAGAAGGAUUGAGUCGCACAAGCUGAACUUCCGCGAGACAGCAAAGGCCCGCACCGACCACGGCGCCGAGAUUGUCUCCCUGGAGGACUCGCCCCACGACCUCAGCACCGUCUCCUCCUCAGGCAGCAUCAACAUGGCCGACUCGCCGCAGCUCUCCACACUGGCCGACCAGGUGUCGGCAUCUCUUGCCCAGCAGGGUUUGUGAUCACCUUGCCACCACUGCACACGCACAACCCAUUCUCUCUAUAACACACACACACACACACACACACACACACACACACACACACACACACACACAUACAGACACACACACACGUGACAAGUUAUCAACCAAGGAUCUCAACUCCCUGCUCUAACGUUCCGGUAGAAUAGUGACAAAAAAGAAAAAAAAAUUGCCCUCGUGAUGUUUCCCAUCACCUCUUUCUCACCUUGGGGAUUUUCAAAAAAAGAGCAAAAGACAUGACACUGUAGUUUCUGAGAUUUCUUACCGCGUAGCCGCCCGGCUAUCACUGUUGAUUUUUCUUAACCUUUAGUAUACAUGACGACCAAUGAAAGUGUUCUGAUCCUCAUGUUCACAUCAAAAGAUCAACUUCUUUUCUUCUCAUUUCCUUUUCACUGACUGUGGGAAUUGGUCAUUGAGUUAUUUUAGGAAAUAAUGAAAAAUUAAAAAAAAAAAAAAAAGAUUCAGAAGGGAUAAUGUUUCCUGAGAUCCUAUUGUAGCCUCAUAUCUUACCACUGCAUUUCUAUGGCAUUGUUGUCCAUUUCUAGGCCCGGUAGACUUUUACAUUGUUAGUCUUUUCUUUGAGAUGUUACGGUAUUGUUGUGGAAAUGUUUUGGGAUGAUUUGAAGUGCCAUUUCAACAGGAGAAUAUUCAUAUGGUGUGAAUAUGUAAUGGAAAAGGACACAUAACCGUAGGAUAAGAGGACACAGACUAUUUCGAUAUUAAGGAUUUGGAGGUUGUUUGAGGGGAAUUGCUUAACUUUGAGGCUUACAGCACCUACUCUAGAUAGAUAUUAAGUCUAACAAGAGGCACACACUAAAUGGCAGCAUUAUAUUGCAACGUUUGAUGACAAGGCUACUUUGUGUUAGUCCCUGUUUCCCUUUAAAAUAUUAAACUAACAUUAAAUAUUAAAACACAGUUACAGGGUAUCAGUAGUUGGCAAAUGCUUCGCUAAGGCAACCAGAGGUUAGCUUUGGUGAGUCAUAGUUUAUGCCAAGAUGAUCAGAGAUUCAGAACAGUGAGGUCAUUUCUUACUCUCUCUGGCAUAAAAGAGAGAAAAAAAACAAACAUACAAAAACUAAACGUAACUGAGACCCAGAGUGCUUGGUGUAGAGAAAACAGAUGUCUGUUGAGCACUUUCUUUCUUGUAAUAUUCUGUGGCUAUGACAUGUAUUUGAUAUGACUGUGCCUGCUGGCAGAUUUUAAUUUAUUAAGAUUCUUUUUUUUCUUUUUUGUAAGUGCUUCAUUGUAAAAUGCCUAUCAUGUUUUCAUUAUUUUUUUUUGUUUGUUUAAAAGUGGCGGCUGUUUCAUAUCCAUAAGUUAUGGGGAAAUACAAAAAAAAACUUCAUGGUAUUACUGUUCAGCAUUAACCCUGUGCAUGGUCACUUCUACGCUAUCCUUCUACAAAGCAGCUACUGCAGUAUUACGGGGAAAAAAUACACUUUUCAUACAUUCUUACAGGCCACUGUUGCUCCAUAUAACAACCUUGCUAAGAGAGAUUAAUGACAAGUCUAUUAGCCAACCUACACCUAAAUCAUCCAUUUUAUUAGCCAACCAAUGACCAUUCAACUAGCUAAUCAAAUUCUCUUGUAUUACAAAAAGUGUUAUGUAUUUGUACAAUUUGCCAGAUAACAUUUUACGACAGAAGGUUACAUCUACUACGAGUUCCAGAAGAUGGUGGCUAUCUCAGCCAGUGACGCCCUUACUAUCACUGAGAGUGGCUCAUGUUGGCCUUUUUAAAUCAAAGAAUGCCACAGCUUCGAGGAAGGCUACAAUAGACACACCCUGAUGACCUGGCUUACUACACCUUAAGGGUGUGCAAAUGACUAACGAAGCUCAGAAUUGUAUACCCGUCAUGUAUACACAAUGGUGCAGUAUCAUGUAAGGCCUAACUCCAGUACGAGACCACUGAAAACUGGCCUAUCCUCUCUUCAGAUGACAUCAACUCAAUAAAGAGAGAGCUGUGUGAGUGUGUUAUCACUCUCCUCUAAAUAGAUGAGGCAUCUUCCUCAUCUGCUGUGGACAGUCAUUAACAAGUACGUGUCCAGUGCCAUUCGGACCUCAUGCCCAUGCUUUGAUCUCAUGGAGCCUACACUCACCAGUCAGAGCAUGAUUUUAUCUGAGCACCUCAGUCUGCCAGCCUUGUAGGCCCAUAGCUACACCUGACUGAACACUCUUUUAUGAACUUUGUCAAAUCAGGUUGACAGGUCGGUAGCCCAUCUUGAAUUGGGUGUGGUGCUAUUAUGUAGUCUCCCGGUGAAUCGGAGGAAAGCAUUCUCAAUCGGCUGUGGCAUCCCACAACUGAUCAUUUGAAAACUAUGCUACUUGCAUGCGUCUCUUGGAGGAGAUGGAUCUCUUUGUUGCCUCUUUGUUUUUUUUUUGUUUUUAACACGAUGCAUUAAUAGUAUAUCCUUUGCUCUCAAUCUCGCGCUUCUUAGGAUAAAUAUAUGUAGGUAUUACUGCAACGCAACACUACCCAAAAGGUAACCUUUACCUUACUGGAUGAAGAAGGGAGGUGUAGUAAUAGUAUUUGAUUCUAUAUAACGUAAUGUGUAUAUGUUUGAUUCUCGAAUUAACUGUUUGCCAAGGACAUAUAUUUGAGGACACCAUGGACAUGAAAGCGGUCAUUCAAAACUUAAACGCAGUGCUUGCAACACAAUAAUCUGCAUGCUGUUUGGUCUUAGUUUUUCUUUACUCUAUCACAAAUUUGGCGGCACAUUUUUUGAAUGUUUUUGGACAGAUGUGUGUACUAGUGGGAAUCAUGGGUUUUUGGAGUGGUGGGGUUUUGGACGAGGGUAAGAAAAGUGAUUUGGGUUAAGAAGUUGGAGUCUCGGCCUGGAUAAGGCGGAUGGACAGAAGAAAGGAAUUGGUGGCUACUAGGUAAAGUGGUCUGGCUUGUGGCUGUUUUUUCUUUCUUUUUCCUCCCCAGUAGCCCUCCUCCCUCCCUUGAGGGCUCUAGGAGAUGGACUUGCCGUUGUUCCUGUCUACACCUUUCUCACCAGUUUUGCGGGUUGUACAUUUUAGCUUGAGCGUUGUGAUUGUCGAUAUUGUUCUUGUGUGUUUUAAUAAUAAUUGGUUUAUGAUGAUUCUUGUCGCUGUAAAUGUGAAUUUGGAAAUAAAGAAUAUUAAACCACCAUA